AUGGAACUAUUCAAAAGGGCGAAAACGGUUCGCCUUCAUAGCGUAAGGGAAAAAUACAUGGUGGCCGACGACGACAAGGAAACGGUUUUCCAAGACCGUGAUGGAUCCACAGAAAAGGCCGAAUGGGAGGUCAUACCAACCGGCGAAAAUUUCAUACGUUUCAAAAGUUGUUAUGGAAAAUACUUGAUGGCUUCUAACGCGACAUUUCUUGAAGGCGUAAAAGGAAAAAAGGUCCUUCAAACGGAAUUGAAACCAGAUUUAGACGGGAGCAUCAAUUGGGAACCAUUAAGAGACGGUUUCCAAGUUCGACUUAAAACGCCUACGGGUAGUUUCUUGCGCCCAAAUGGAGGCGUACCCCCUUGGAGAAAUACGAUUACACAUGACAACCCGCAUAGGCCAAAAACAAAGGAAAAGGUUUUGUGGGAUAUUGAAGUCGUACAAAAUCUUCCGUCUUAUCGAAAACAGAAUUCAGAUUCGAAACUCUAUUGUGUGUUCGAUAACAAAUGACCUUA
Erigeron canadensis is the source of this 512-nucleotide messenger RNA. RefSeq lists its product as uncharacterized. NCBI's taxonomy places the organism in Eukaryota, Viridiplantae, Streptophyta, Magnoliopsida, Asterales, Asteraceae. The coding region runs from base 1 to 507 and encodes 168 amino acids. The transcript has a single exon. The record is from RefSeq and is a predicted model, not a curated record.